Larimichthys crocea (large yellow croaker) is the source of this 1484-nucleotide messenger RNA. RefSeq lists its product as uncharacterized. Gene Ontology annotation, molecular function: MHC class II protein binding; protein tyrosine kinase binding. Lineage: Eukaryota; Metazoa; Chordata; Actinopteri; Sciaenidae. The record is from RefSeq and is a predicted model, not a curated record. The transcript has 7 exons. Gene Ontology annotation, biological process: interleukin-15-mediated signaling pathway; T cell activation; positive regulation of ERK1 and ERK2 cascade. Gene Ontology annotation, cellular component: external side of plasma membrane; membrane raft. Bases 155 to 1081 code for a protein of 308 amino acids.
ACACAUACACACAUUAUGUAACUGUACACAGUGUGCACUUGAGUCUCCACGUAGUUUGCUUGUUGCAGCGUUAGAUUGUUAGAUGUUGAUUCUCUACUAAAGCACGACUUCAGACAGUCCAGAGACAGAAGAAGAAGAGAGACAGAGAGUCACGAUGGUUGACUUCAAAUGGAUUCUUAUAGCGCUGCUUCAGUUUACAGCAGCAGCUGAAGGACUUCCCCCCUCCUUCGCUGUCAGAGCUGGACAGGAAGUCACUUUGCCUUGUGAAAAUGUGAUAGACGGUCAGCAAAACUGUGACAGUACAACAUGGGUAUUCAUUGAUUCAAGACAGAGAGAAUCAGAACAGCUGAUCAAAUUUGGACAGAUUGAUGAAAAUGCCAAAUCUAAAUCAGACAGACUCAGUGUUACACAGAAAUGUUCUCUGGUUAUAAAGAAUGUCACACAUAGAGAUGUUGGACGUUACAUCUGUCAACAAUGGAAAUCAGGACAAAGACAAGAACCAGACUCUGAUGUUAAUCUGUCUGUUGUUACCAUGACUGAAAAGAAGAACAAUGAUCAGGUGGAGUGGUCCUGUUAUAUGUUGGCAUAUGAUGGACAAUGUAGACGCACAGUGCAGUGGCUGUAUUUCGGUAACAAUGUGGAUAAAGAUAAAUGGGAGAGGUCAUCACACGCUCCUUGCAUUGACUCUGUGACCUUUCAGUCUUCUUAUUUCAAUCACACAUCAAUCUCUGACUUAUUCAAGUGUAAAGUGACUAAUGGUGACAAAGUGCAGCUGUUUCCCUUCAGACUUCAGCCCUCAGGUGAGAAACCAGGUGAUGACACGGCAGCAACGACUGAAAGCAGCAUGAAAAGAGGAACCAUCACGAUAGUGUCUCUAAUCAGUGAUGAUUCAGCAAACCUAAAAUGUUGGUGGAGGUUCAUCAUCGUGCCUGUGGGUUUAGCAGCACUCAUAAUAAUCGUCGUGGCAGUCAGCAUGUGGACAAGAACUAAAGGGAGAAAAAGACAGAUGGAUGAAAACAUGGUGGAUGAUGAUGAAGAUGAUGGUGCAGUGAACUAUGAGAACGUCACAUCUUCUGUUUGAGUUUGAGCAACACUUCUGCAUCCAUCAGACUCCACCCAUCAACAACUCCUACAUCAGCCCAGCAUGUUUUAAAUGAGUAGAUGAAGAUUUGAAGUCACAAAAACUUCCUAAGAUCAUUUUGAGAGACUUAUUGAGUGUGCCUGAAAGCGCACACUAUAUGUUAUCCGCCACGCUUCUUCUUUUGCUUAUUAUUCUUACGCCGUCUUUUUUGAGAGUUUUUGUCACACACACACAAAACGGGUAUCAAACGUGCGGCUCGGCUGGGAUCGGUGUGCUAUGACAUUUCUAAGAGUUUCGGCAAAUGGUUUUGCCAAAAAUCGCCCAAAAAUGAAUGGGUGUGUAAUGCGAGAAUUUUCGAGAGCUAGAGUGAGUGAUGUCAUCGCUAGAGUGGAGAGGGAGAGAA